GGUCGGCUUAAGGAGCCGUGACGAGUCCGGAAGCGCCUGCGCGCGCCCCUCCGUACGAGAACUAGUUUUGUUCCGUGUCUUUCGAACUGGAGCUGUUUGUAGAGGACCUCCGGCAGGACCAACCCAAGACCCGCCAGCACUGCAACAAUGUCCAGCAACAGCUUCGCUUACAAUGAGCAGUCCGGGGGAGGGGAGGCGACGGAGCUGGGUCAGGAGGCGACCUCAACCAUUUCCCCCUCCGGCGCAUUCGGCCUCUUUAGCAGCGAUUUGAAGAAGAAUGAAGAUCUAAAGCAGAUGUUGGAGAGCAACAAAGAUUCUGCUAAACUGGAUGCUAUGAAACGGAUUGUUGGGAUGAUUGCAAAAGGGAAAAAUGCAUCUGAGCUGUUUCCUGCUGUUGUGAAGAAUGUGGCCAGUAAAAAUAUUGAGAUCAAGAAAUUAGUAUAUGUUUACCUGGUUCGAUAUGCUGAAGAACAGCAGGAUCUGGCACUCUUGUCCAUAAGUACUUUUCAGCGAGCUCUGAAGGACUCAAAUCAACUAAUUCGUGCAAGUGCUUUGAGAGUUCUGUCCAGUAUUAGAGUGCCAAUUAUUGUACCUAUUAUGAUGCUCGCUAUUAAGGAAGCUUCUGCGGAUUUAUCACCAUAUGUUAGGAAGAAUGCAGCCCAUGCAAUACAAAAAUUAUACAGCCUUGAUCCAGAGCAGAAGGAAAUGUUAAUUGAAGUAAUUGAAAAACUUCUCAAGGAUAAAAGCACACUGGUAGCUGGCAGUGUUGUGAUGGCUUUUGAAGAAGUCUGCCCAGAUAGAAUAGAUCUGAUUCACAAGAAUUACCGCAAGCUCUGCAAUUUACUAGUUGACGUAGAAGAGUGGGGCCAGGUUGUCAUCAUCCACAUGCUCACGCGGUACGCCCGGACACAGUUUGUCAGUCCUUGGAAAGAGGAUGGUGGUCUAGAGGACAACGAAAAGAAUUUCUAUGAAUCUGAUGGCGAACAGAAGGAAAAGACUGAGCAAAGGAAGAAAGUUUAUACUAUGGAUCCAGAUCAUAGACUUUUAAUUCGGAAUACAAAGCCUUUGCUUCAGAGCAGGAAUGCAGCGGUGGUUAUGGCAGUUGCUCAGCUGUACUGGCACAUAUCACCCAAAUCUGAAGCUGGCAUUAUUUCUAAAUCACUAGUGCGUCUACUUCGGAGCAAUAGGGAGGUGCAGUAUAUUGUCCUACAGAAUAUAGCAACUAUGUCAAUUCACAGAAAGGGUAUGUUUGAACCCUAUCUGAAGAGUUUCUAUGUUAGGUCAACUGACCCAACUAUGAUCAAGACACUGAAGCUUGAAAUUUUGACAAACCUGGCAAAUGAAGCCAACAUAUCAACUCUUCUUCGAGAAUUUCAGACCUAUGUGAAAAGCCAGGAUAAACAAUUUGCAGCAGCCACUAUUCAAACUAUAGGCCGAUGUGCAACCAACAUCUCAGAAGUCGCUGACACAUGUCUCAAUGGCCUGGUGUGUCUGCUGUCCAACAGGGAUGAAAUAGUUGUUGCUGAAAGUGUGGUUGUUAUUAAGAAAUUACUGCAAAUGCAACCUGCACAUCAUGGUGAAAUUAUCAAACAUAUGGCCAAACUCUUGGACAGCAUCACCGUUCCUGUGGCUAGAGCAAGUAUUCUUUGGCUAAUUGGAGAAAACUGUGAACGAGUACCUAAAAUUGCCCCUGAUGUUUUGAGGAAGAUGGCUAAAAGCUUUACGAAUGAAGAUGAUCUGGUAAAACUGCAGAUUUUAAAUCUGGGAGCAAAAUUGUAUUUAACCAACUCCAAACAGACAAAAUUGCUUACCCAGUACAUAUUAAAUCUCGGCAAGUAUGAUCAAAACUACGACAUCAGAGACCGUACAAGAUUUAUUAGGCAGCUUAUUGUUCCGAAUGAGAAGAGUGGAGCUUUAAGUAAAUAUGCCAAAAAAAUAUUCCUAGCACAAAAACCUGCACCACUGCUUGAGUCUCCUUUUAAAGAUAGGGAUCAUUUCCAGCUUGGCACUUUAUCUCAUACUCUCAACACUAAAGCUACUGGGUACAUGGAAUUAUCUAAUUGGCCAGAGGUGGCGCCUGACCCAUCAGUUCGAAAUGUAGAAGUAACAGAGUUGGCAAAAGAAUGGACUCCAGCAGGAAAAACUAAGAAAGAGAACCCUGCUAAGAAAUUUUAUUCUGAAUCUGAAGAGGAAGAGGACUCUUCUGAUAGCAGCAGUGACAGUGAGAGUGAAUCUGGAAGUGAAAGCGGAGAACAAGACGAGGAAGGAGACAGUAGUGAGGACUCCAGUGAGAGUGAGAGUGAGAGUGGAAGUGAGUCAGAAGUAGAAAACAAAAGAACAGCCAAGAGGAACUCCAAAGCCAAAGGAAAAGGUGAUUCUGAAGAUGGGGAGAAGGAAAAUGAAAAAUCUGAAAGUUCAGAUUCUUCCAAUGCGGAAUCUAGUUCAAUAGAAGAAAGUUCAUCAGAUUCUGAAUCAGAAUCAGAAAGUGAAUCUGAAUCCAGAAAAGUCACUAAGGAAAAAGGAAAAAAAACAAAGCAAGAUAGAAAUCCUGCUACCAAAGAUGUUUCCCUUCUAGAUCUAGAUGAUUUUAAUCCUGUAAUCACUCCAGUUGCACGUCCCACACCAGCUCUUUCUCCAAGCUUAAUAGCUGAUCUUGAAGGUUUAAACUUGUCAUCUUCUUCAUCAGUUAUCAACGUCAGUACUCCUGUCUUUGUACCAAUGAAAACUCAUGUGCUGCUUCAUCGAAUGAGUGGAAAAGGACUAGCUGCCCAUUAUUUCUUUCCAAGACAGCCUUGCAUUUUUGGUGAUAAGAUGGUCUCUGUACAGAUAACAUUGAAUAAUACUACUGAUCGAAAGAUGGAAAAUAUCCACAUGAAGGAAACAAAACUUCCUGUAGGCAUGCAAAUGCAUGUUUUUAAUCCAAUAGCAAAUUUAUCAUACAAGAUAAAACCAUUUCUUUGCCCUCAGCAAAUCAGGUACCAGCAAGGUACCAAGGAUGAUUGCUUCAAUGUUAAUAUUCAGCCACCUGUUGGAGAACUGCUUUUACCUGUGGCAAUGUCAGAGAAAGAUUUUAAGAAAGAGCAAGGAAUGCUUACAGGAAUGAAUGAGAUGUCUGCUGUAAUCGUCGUUGCUCCACAGAAUUUCACUUCCUCUGUGAUCCUUCAGAAGGUUGCAAAUGUAGCUAAUGUAGGUGUAGUUCCUUCUGGCCAAGAUAAUAUGCACAGAUUUGCAGCUAAAACUGUGCACAGUGGGUCAUUGAUGCUAGUCACAGUGGAACUGAAGGAAGGCUCUACAGCACAGCUUAUCAUAAACACUGAGAAAACUGUGAUUGGUUCUGUUCUGCUGCGGGAGCUGAAGCCUGUCCUGUCCCAGGGGUAACCUGCUUACAUCUGGACUUCAGAACCUGGCACACAACAAAAGUGCCUGGCAUCCACUGCUGCUGCCUUUCAUUUAUAAUAAUAGCCCUUCCAUCUGGCAGUGGGGGAAGAAUACACUCUUGACAUUCUUGUCUCCUGCUUUAGAAUGCUAGUGUGUAUCUAUCACGUAUGCAAUACUUUCCCCCUUUUCACUUUGCUAACCAAAGAACAUAUAUUUUACUGUCAGUUAUCUCAACACAUGAAUCUGUGCAGCAUUUUCUCUAUCCUGCCACUUCUUCUCUCCUCGUCUUCCUUUCCUUUUUCAACAAUGAUGGACGUAAAUUCGAUAUUUCAAGUUCAUUGGAAAUCCUCUUCCUCCCACAGCAAGCAAAAAUUAGCCUAGAAAUAGCCUAAAUGACCUCUCAGCUUGGAAUGUAAAAAUGGGAUCGCAUACUUUUUAGCAUUAAAUUGCCAAAACAACACGGUCUCUGCAAAAUUUUGUUCUGUGAAUUUCCUGGUAUUGUAAUUGGCUGUUGACAAUAGUCAUCAUGAAAUUACCUCUGAAUAAUAAGAUGAAUAAACUAGCACAUGAAAAACA
Molecule: messenger RNA, 3954 nt
Organism: Hipposideros armiger (great roundleaf bat)
Lineage: Eukaryota; Metazoa; Chordata; Mammalia; Chiroptera; Hipposideridae
Gene: AP3B1
Product: adaptor related protein complex 3 subunit beta 1
Exons: 27
Coding region: 148-3378 (1076 amino acids)
Biological process (GO): intracellular protein transport; vesicle-mediated transport
Cellular component (GO): AP-3 adaptor complex; clathrin adaptor complex; membrane coat
Source: RefSeq, a predicted model, not a curated record